AACUUUCACACGAUGACUGUUUGUAAAUCAAAUAUUUGUUGUUUCUGCUUUUUCUAUUCUCGUGGCUAAUAGCCUAAUCCUUAUACACGGUCUAUGCUUUCUGCUAGAAGCAGGAUAUCUCGAUGUAUUUCAUUGCUGUCUAGACCUCAUUUUGGGCUUUCAAACAGCCUUCGAAUUGCUUCUUUUUCCAUAUCUGCACCUGCGCUUGCAGCUCGUCGAAAAGAGCGUCAGAAGGGACCCCCAGAGGAACAUGAAGACAAGUGGAAUUAUAAUAGGUCUCCGUUAUUCAAUUCUGCUUUGACGGCCGAAGACCCGUCCACGUUCAAGCUCGUCACCGCCAACGACCUUGGACGAUCCGCUCAUCCUCCACGUAGUGUGAAAAUGCUCGUUCGGGAUUUUAUCGAAGACUCUCUUUAUAACCCUAAUUACGGGUACUUUUCCAAGCAGGCAACCAUAUUUGAUUGGGACGAACGGCCGGUCGAUUUUUCUGUCGUUAGGGAUUCGGUGGAAUUUGACGCGGUCGUAACCAAACGAUAUGCAGCAUACGAAGCGGAGAGGCAGUUGUGGCAUACUCCCACAGAAUUGUUUAAGCCGUGGUACGGAGAAGCCAUUGGCCAAUGCCUCGUCUCUGAAUACUUGCUCAAAUACUUCCCUUACGAGGAUUUCAUCAUUUAUGAAAUUGGAGCAGGAAACGGGACCCUAGCUAUGAACAUCCUCGACUUUCUACAUCGUCAUUAUCCUUCUGUUUACGAUCGGACGCGUUACACUAUCAUUGAGAUUAGUGAGAAUUUGGUACAGAAACAGAGGCAGAAACUCCGUCGGUCGCAUCCAGGUGUUCAGGUCGUACAUCAAAGCAUCUUUCAUUGGGGCACUCGGGAACCUGCUCCGUGCUUUUUCCUAGCUAUGGAGGUUGUCGAUAACUUUGCACACGAUGUUAUUCGCUAUGACCUUGAUACUCUCCAACCGUAUCAAGGCUAUGUAACCAUCGACAGCAAAGGAGAAUUUGACACAAUGUACACCCAGCUAAAUGACCCUCUCAUAUCUUCCUUCCUUGAGCUACGCCAGAAGCUAGGGCAUCCCCUCCCUAUUUCACCCCUGUUCAGAAACUUACCAAUAUUACGACGUCUCUACCGAAAUCUUCCCUUCGCCGCCAACUUAUCCAGAGAAGAAUACAUCCCAACACGUCUUUUGAAUCUUCUCCGAACCCUACGAGAUCACUUUCCUCGCCAUCGCCUUCUCCUGUCAGAUUUUUCUAGCUUAUCGGACACCAUCCCUGGUGUGAACGCACCAGUGGUGCAGACAAGGGUGCAAAAUACUAUGGUAGCUUGUGAAACGAUGCUUGUUCAUCAAGGCGCUUUCGAUAUAUUCUUCCCGACCAAUUUUGAGCGCCUGAGAGAUAUGUAUGAAUAUGUACUCUCUCAACCUUCGACUGACUCUGCACGGAGUUAUCAACCCUACGUUUCUCUGGACCCCAUACCUGAUCGCUCAACACCACUAGCAUCCAGCGUCCAGUCGGUUACCCUCGGUGCGGACUUUUUCUCCUCGCACCAGUCUCCGAGUCUGAACCGCAGGAAUCCCCUCGAUGGAGUCUCGUCGGCAAGCGGGCUCCCCGUUGGAGAGCGGAUGUCCAGCGUUUUCAAACACGCAGAAUUCCUGGAAACUUACGCAGACCUAAGUCGCACGGUUUUGCGAAACGGGGAAAACCCAAUGUUGGAUUUUUAUAAGAAUGUAAAAUUUUUGUUCUGAAAUUGUGCACAAAUGUGGGAUCAGUUUUAGAACUGGAACGCUCUCGCGCGUCAAGUAUCAAGUACGCAGGAUGUAUAAAUAAUAAUGGAAUGCUUCGCCUAGCUCUCGUAUUUCAAGUUUCGUUCCAGGGACUGUCAGAUAUCGUUUUCGAAAAUGAGGCUGUCCGAAGGUCAGAUAUAUAAAGACGCCCAUUUCUUUUCGAAGAGUCCUGCGUCCGUGACAGCAUUAACUUUAUAGAAAGACGUAGUCGAAGCAAGCGUACCGUAUCACUUCGCUGACUUCUUUUGUGCAAUCUUCAACAACCUGCUGGGGUGGAUUCUGCAUAACCAGUAGUCAUCAUUGCGUCCAUCGUACCCUUGUCUAUCGCUACAUCAAAACUAGAAUCGUCGAACUUCAGGUCUCUAACGUCCAUUUCGUGCC
This is a messenger RNA of Lentinula edodes (shiitake mushroom), 2166 nucleotides long. RefSeq names its product S-adenosyl-L-methionine-dependent methyltransferase. Gene Ontology annotation, cellular component: mitochondrion. The transcript is spliced from 4 exons. Lineage: Eukaryota; Fungi; Basidiomycota; Agaricomycetes; Agaricales; Omphalotaceae. The coding region runs from base 94 to 1746 and encodes 550 amino acids. The record is from RefSeq and is a predicted model, not a curated record. Gene Ontology annotation, molecular function: protein-arginine omega-N symmetric methyltransferase activity.